AUGGCAAUAAAGUGGUUCGACAGCUUGCCACCAAGAUCAAUCACAAGCUUUGAUGACCUCACCAAGAAGUUCUUCGCUCGGUUCUCCAUUCGGAAGGGCAAAACCAAGCACGCUCCAAGUUUACUAGGGAUCAAGCAGGGAGAUCGGGAAAAGCCUCCAAAGCUACAUGGAAAGAUUCAACAAGCAUGCUUGGAUAUACAAAAUCUCCCUACAGAAGCAGCCAUCAUGGGACUCAUCAAUGGUCUACGGGAAGGACCUUUCAGUCACUCUAUAUCUAAAAAGCAUCCGACAUCCCUGAACGAGGUACAAGAACGGGCCGAGAAGUAUAUCAAUAUGGAGGAAAACUCUCGACUAGGAGAAACCUCCAAAACCAUAUUUGCCUACCCAUCUCAGGACAAAGAUAAGGAAGCGAGGAAAUAG
Molecule: messenger RNA, 420 nt
Organism: Arachis ipaensis
Lineage: Eukaryota; Viridiplantae; Streptophyta; Magnoliopsida; Fabales; Fabaceae
Source: RefSeq, a predicted model, not a curated record